AUGCAGAUCUGCAACCACGUCUACUACGUCACGGGCGGCGCAUCCGGCCUGGGAGCAGCGACGGUCGAGCUGCUCCACUCGCUCGGCGCCUACGUCGGCAUCCUCGACCUCGACCUCGACCGCGCCGAAAAGCUCGCAGCCCAGCUCAAUGCCACCACCGCCUCGGCGCUUCCCGGAAACUCGUCGACCACCGGCCAGGGCAACGCACCGCGCGCCGCCGCUUUCCGCGUCGACGUGUGCUCCGAGGAAGACGUCGUCGCCGCCCUCGCCGGCUGCGAUCGCCUCUGGACCGACGUUCCUGUCGGCGGCGUCGUCAACUGCGGCGGUGUCGGUAUGGCCGGCAAGGUGAUCAACGCCGAGGGCGAGCCCUUUGACCUGGAGACCUUCCGCAAGGUGGUCGACAUCAACCUGAUCGGCACGUUCAACGUCACUCGCCUCGUCGCGGCGCGGCUGGUGCGCGACCUCGCCAAGCCCAUCCCCAAGCCCACCGCAUCCACAAAGGAGCUCGGCGUCAUCAUCAACACGGCCAGCGCCGCCGCCCUCGAGGGACAGAGCGGCCAGGCCGCCUAUGCCGCCAGCAAGGGCGGCGUCCUCUCCAUGACCCUGCCCCUCUCCCGGGAUCUGGCGUGGUUUGGAAUCAGGAGCAUGACCUUGACACCGGCCCUCUUCUCGACGCCCAUGAUGCAGCAGCUGCCGGACCGAGCCAAGGCGCAGAUUCUCAAGUCGGCCGAGUUCCCCGUCCGCUUUGGCGAGCCAGACGAGUUCGCCCACGCCGUCAAGAUGGUCAUCGAGAACCCCAUGCUCAACGGCUCCUACAUCCGCCUCGAUGGCGCCACCCGUCUCGGUAAGCUCUGA
Molecule: messenger RNA, 855 nt
Organism: Pseudozyma flocculosa PF-1
Lineage: Eukaryota; Fungi; Basidiomycota; Ustilaginomycetes; Ustilaginales; Ustilaginaceae
Exons: 4
Coding region: 1-855 (284 amino acids)
Molecular function (GO): oxidoreductase activity
Source: RefSeq, a predicted model, not a curated record